CUUACGACAUGUUCAAUAUUAAAUUGCUGCUUUUGUUGUUGGCCCUUUCGUGGUUCCACCAUGGACAAGCCGCCAGGACAACCGAGGAAAUACCAGAAUCAGAGCCUGAAACUGAGUCCGAAGUAGAGAUCUCCACGGAUUCUACACCAACAACGAGAGUCUCAAGUAAAUGCAAUAUUUACUAUAGGAACUACCAAUGGGUUCUUCAGGAUUGUGUCUGUCGUUGUUUCCAAAACGAAUGCCUUAUGCAAAUCGAGAGCGAUCAGCGCAAAAAGGAGGGUAGAUCCCCGUUUGUGCCCGUUACGGAGGAACUCUGCCGUUCCUUCAUCAGCAGAAAGUGUAGCGUGGGUUUCCCCGUGGUUGCUGAAUUCCCCAUUCCGGCUCCCUGUGGCUGCAAUCGAAAGCCAGGAUCAAUUGCCACAGAGAGAUUCUACAGUUUGUGCCACCUGCUGAAAUUCUCAGCGGAGAACAGGAAACCAUUCCUGACUUAUUCUUAUUGUUGGCCCUUCUAAGUGAAA
This is a messenger RNA of Drosophila mauritiana, 518 nucleotides long. It is a transcript of the gene Sgs5, whose product is annotated as salivary glue protein Sgs-5. The record is from RefSeq and is a predicted model, not a curated record. Lineage: Eukaryota; Metazoa; Arthropoda; Insecta; Diptera; Drosophilidae. The coding region runs from base 9 to 512 and encodes 167 amino acids. The transcript has 3 exons.